Molecule: messenger RNA, 1214 nt
Organism: Patiria miniata (bat star)
Lineage: Eukaryota; Metazoa; Echinodermata; Asteroidea; Valvatida; Asterinidae
Exons: 5
Coding region: 130-627 (165 amino acids)
Source: RefSeq, a predicted model, not a curated record
CACACAAUACCCGACGCAUGGUGGUCUGUGCAACGAAACAGAGAUCCGCCGCGUGUAGAUCGAUCACGCUUCACACAAAGGGACCACCACAACACCCCGUGUACUUCUUGCAUUUCUAGCGCCGUCAAGAUGGCGAACAUUGACGCACUUCGACCCUACUCACCAAGGAAAUCUUCGAUGACUUUUUGGUCCCGACAUGACCCCGUCAAACUCCCCCAGGGCUACACAGACCACUGGACCAAGAUGCAUGCGAAGUGCACUACUUUUCAGGUUGCCAUGCCCUCCGGGAAAGUUAUCAGUCACGGAGGUCUCCUUGCGCAACGGGCACCGAAGACCGAGCAGGUUGCCACCUUUGAGUACACGAGCAACGGCACGCUCAAGCGGGUCGGGGACCCGACCUUCACCCAGGUCGUGGUGUCGGGGCUGAACGGAACCUUACCGGGGAACUAUGACAGAAAGCGGCAGGUGCCAGGCAGUGCCCGGUCGCUUAGGACAAGCUUUAAUGACAAGGCAAGGGAGGGGUUCAACUACUGGCAGAUUGACAGACCCAAACCUACCAAAUUUGGUCGCUGCGGAAUUGGAUCAGCGAACACUAUACUUGGACUCGGCAAUUCCAUUAGGACGUGAAGCACAUACGGCAUCAAUCCACGGUAAUCGGCCUUUUAGCAUAUAUGGCAAAUGUAAGCUAAUUUAUUAGCUUCUAUUCUAGCUUAUAGGGCCCAUGCAAUGUAUUUUUUUAAUGCAAUCCUUCGAAAUACACGUCGCAUUUAACCCUAUUUUCAAUUUUCGUUUUGCCAUUUUCAAGGGUAUUUUGGUGCCUUUUUUUGUUUUAUGCCACUUUCCAUAUUCAUGCGCAAAAGUGUGAUGUCAUUUCCGGCAGAAACCUCAAUGUUACAGCUAUAUUUCAGCACCAAAACUCCCCAGAAUUUGGAUAAUUCGCUGUCGUUACUUUUCUUUUCUUUGGCGAUUCGUUGUUGUGUCAGUACAUGACAGUGUGCCAAUGAGCAAACUUUUCUCACAAAUAUUUCACUAAGCAUUUUUUUGGGCUCACAGUUUGAACAGAAAACCCCUGAAGUGAACAGUGAUGUCUUCUUCACAUGACAUCACAGUGGGGUCUGCUCAUAAAUCCGACGCCUCAUAGGUCCGACGCCUCAUAAGUCCGACAAAAUCGCAUACCCUAACCAAAUAAAGACCCAUAACUCCGACGCCUCAUA